AUCACAGAGCGGUCAAGGCUGGGAAGGGGUGUUCCACUUGUGACUGAGCCUUAUAAGAGCUUGUUUGAACAGCCAUGUGCUGGCAGAGCAGAGGGGACAGGUCACUCCCAGGCUGAGACGGGGAGGAAACUUACAGUUCUCUCCUAUCUGUGGAGCUUUACAGAGGAUACAGGCUCCCAGGCUGUGAUGACCAGUAGCAUGGACAUGGACUGCGAGAGGUGUCAGUGCCAGCAUGAAGACAAACACUCAGCCAUUCUCUACACCCUCCUGAGCCAGAACCUGAGCCACAGCCCACCCCACCAACGCUGCCUGUGUCACCAGCGCUGGACAGUUUGCCUCCGGACACCCCAUAUCACCUGCCAGGCCGCCUCUGAUGUGUUGGUGAAAACCAUCAGCUUCAUGAAAAACCUCCCUUCCUUCCACCUGCUGCCACGGGGGGAUCAGCUCCUGCUGCUGGACAGCUGCUGGGUCCCCCUUUUCCUCCUGGGGCUGGUCCAGGAGAUGGUGACGUUUGAGGUGAUGGAGACCCCGGCCCCCAGCAUGCUUGAGAAGAUCCUCCUCGAUGGCCAGAGCAAAAGGCAGGAGCCUGAGUGGACGCAGCCCAUGCUGGCCGCCGUGCAGUGGCUGCAGUGCAGCCUCAACACUUUUUGGAGCCUGGACUUGAGCCCAAAAGAAUACGCCUACCUGAAGGGAGCCAUCCUCUUUAAUCCUGAUGUCCCAGGGCUGACGGCCUCCCUGCACAUCGAGAGCCUCCAGCGGGAAGCCGAGCGAGCGCUUCAGGAGGUGGUGAGGAUUCUGCACCCUGAGGACCAGGACCGUUUUGCCCUCAUUUUGCUCAUCACCUCCACCUUGAAAUCCAUCCCUCCUGCCCUCAUCACAGACCUCUUCUUCCGGCCCGUCAUUGGCAGCGCAGACAUUGUUGAGCUCAUCGUGGAUAUGCUGUAUGAAAUCACCAGCUGGCGGCCGGCUCCCUCACCGCACACGGCCCUGUGAGCUGCUGUGCUCUGCCACAGCUCUGUGGGUGCUCUCCAUCAGCUGGCAGGGCAGCAGGGAGAACUGGGGAGCAGGCACUCGGGACAGGCGCCCUGAGCUCCACAGAGCUCCACAGCUGGCUUUGCGUGUGCCUCUUGCUAGGCUGCAGGGCUCAGCAAGGUGUUAGCAGAGCACUCAGGAAAGCAGCCUUGAUUCAGCAGAUGUCUGUGGCAGCUCCUGUUCUGCCUCUGCCAGUCUGUUUCGAGGAGUGUGACUGUGUGUGUGUGGCUGUUUCCCUGUUCUGCAGCUGGUAGUACUCAGCUGCUAGCAAGCAGGCCAGCCCCGUGACACAGGGCAGAUUGAGUUAGAGCCUGCUCCAGUUGUUUUUUUAUCUCAGUGAAUCCUCAGUUCAAUUAAAACCAAUGUGUGUUUUGCUGUUAACUCCAAGAGAUGAGGUCUGACCUCAACUCACAGCCCAUGACAGCUCAACCCUGUGAUAGUGGUAUUUAGGGGUGCUGAGUAUCUUCAGUGGGAUCACUUGUAGAGUAUGACCAAGUGCAAACAGUCAGAAAUUAGAUCCUUAAGUAUUGGCCAAUGUCUGUUGUGCACGAAAUCUCAGAAAUAUUCAUAAAGAAUCUUCCUCAGGCAGCAAGAGGGAAAAGUACAAAAUCUUACAGGGUGUGCAGCCA
Molecule: messenger RNA, 1661 nt
Organism: Tympanuchus pallidicinctus (lesser prairie-chicken)
Lineage: Eukaryota; Metazoa; Chordata; Aves; Galliformes; Phasianidae
Gene: NR0B2
Product: nuclear receptor subfamily 0 group B member 2
Exons: 2
Coding region: 187-993 (268 amino acids)
Biological process (GO): negative regulation of transcription by RNA polymerase II; circadian rhythm
Cellular component (GO): nucleus; cytoplasm
Molecular function (GO): transcription factor binding; transcription corepressor activity
Source: RefSeq, a predicted model, not a curated record